This is a messenger RNA of Oncorhynchus kisutch (coho salmon), 3403 nucleotides long. Its product is annotated as C-type lectin domain family 4 member M-like. Gene Ontology annotation, molecular function: transmembrane signaling receptor activity. The coding region runs from base 271 to 1584 and encodes 437 amino acids. Lineage: Eukaryota; Metazoa; Chordata; Actinopteri; Salmoniformes; Salmonidae. The record is from RefSeq and is a predicted model, not a curated record. The transcript is spliced from 6 exons. Gene Ontology annotation, cellular component: plasma membrane.
GACAUUAGACUGAGUCACACAGAGACUCCAGCUCUGCAGCGAACAGACACAAACCUACAACUGAGAUAACAGCAGACUUACAACAGUAGAAGAUACAACAGUAGAAGAUACAACAGUAGAAGAUACAACAGUAGAAGAUACAACAGUAGAAGAUACAACAGUAGAAGAUACAACAGUAGAAGAUACAACAGUAGAAGAUACAACAGUAGAAGAGACAACAGUAGAAGUUAAAAGAGUAGAUGUUUUUUGGGGGACCACAAGCGUAUCAAGAUGUACAAGGGAAUCUAUGAAUACACAAAUGGAUUUGAAGACGAAGAACCUAAUGAAAUAAAGACCAUUGACAUUGAUGAUCAUAUUUACAACAACAAAAGGCCCAUCAUGCCCCGCAAGAAGGAUGGAGCUGGUGAUCAACAUUCAGUGUAUCUUUGGAGGUGGAAGAGACAUUUCCCAACUGCUGCAGUGUGUCUGGGGCUGCUGUGUGUUCUCCUACUGGCUUGGAUCAUAGGCCUGUUACUCUACCAGAGAAACCAAUUGACCAGUUCCGACACCCUGACCAAAGAGAGAGACCAGCUACAGACCAGUUACAACACCCUGACCAAAGAGAAAGACCAGCUACAGACCAAUUUCAACACCCUGACCAAAGAGAGAGACCAUCUACAGACCAGUUCCAACACCCUGACCAAAGAGAGAGACCAGCUGCAGACCAGUUCCAACACCCUGACCAAAGAGAAAGACCAGAUACAGACCAGCUACAACAUCCUGACCAAAGAGAGAGAUCAGCUACAGACCAACUACAACACCCUGACCAAAGAGAGAGACCAGCUACAGACCAGCUACAACACCCUGACCAAACAGAGAGACCAGCUACAGACCAGCUACAACUCCCUGACCAAAGAGAGAGACCAGCUCCAGACCAGUAACAACACCCUUACUGCAGAAAGAGACCAGCUGCAGACCGAAUAUAACACCCUGACCAAACAGAGAGACCAGCUACAGAUCAGCUGCAACACCCUGACUGCAGAGAGAGACCAGAUACAGACUAACAACAACAGCCUGACCAAAGAGAGAGACCAGCUACAGACCAGUAACAACACCCUGACUGCAGAAAGAGACCAGCUACAGACCAGCAACAACACCCUGACUGAAGAAAGAGACCAGCUACAAAAAGAGACAGAAUGUCUGAAACAAUCUUUAGUUCAGAAAGUGUGUCCGGACGGAUGGAAGAAGCUUGGUAGCAGUUGUUAUUACGUCUCUACUGAGACAAAAUCCUGGGAGGAGAGCAGACAGGACUGCAGAAAUAGAGGAGCAGACCUGGUGGUCAUCAAGAGCAAAGACGAUCAGACAUUUGUCAAUUGGUUAUGCGGGGUAAAGAAUUAUGUCUGGAUUGGUCUGACUGACUCUGUUUCUGAGGGGACCUGGAAAUGGGUGGACGACACACCACUGACCACAAAGUAUUGGAACAGUAAAGAUCCUAAUGGUGGUGGAGCAGAGAACUGUGUGUAUUUCUACUCCUGGUCAUCAGACACAGGAGAAUGGUGGGACUAUGACUGUUCCUAUAAAUACAGAUGGAUCUGUGAGAAAUAGGAUUCUUCUGGGUUCUCUGUCUGAACUGGUAAAUUGGAUUCUCCUUGGUCGUCUCUCUGAACUGCUAACUAGGAUUCUCCUUGGUCGUCUCUCUGAACUGCUAACUAGGAUUCUCCUUGGUCGUCUCUCUGAACUGCUAACUAGGAUUCUCCUUGGUCGUCUCUCUGAACUGCUAACUAGGAUUCUCCUUGGUCGUCUCUCUGAACUGCUAACUAGGAUUCUCCUUGGUCGUCUCUCUGAACUGCUAACUAGGAUUCUCCUUGGUCGUCUCUCUGAACUGCUAACUAGGAUUCUCCUUGGUCGUCUCUCUGAACUGCUAACUAGGAUUCUCCUUGGUCGUCUCUCUGAACUGCUAAAUAUGAUUCUCCUUGGUAGUCUCUCUGUACUGCUAACUAAGGAUCUCAUUGGUCGUCUCUCUGAACUGCUAAAUAUGAUUCUCCUUGGUAGUCUCUCUGUACUGCUAACUAGGAUUCUCCUUGGUUGUCUCUCUGAACUGCUAAAUAUGAUUAUCCUUGGUCGUCUCUCUGUACUGCUAACUAGGAUUCUCCUUGGUCGUCUGUCUUCGGGGCAAACAGAGGACAACUCACUGGCACCAAUGUUUUCUAUAGCAAAAAACUCCCAUCAGGAUGUGUAACCAACAGUUUGGCUCUAGUAACAGAGGUGGAUGGUGGGGGAGGCGGUUCUUCGUUGCUACCGCAUCGGGGACCCGCUCAACUGAUUCCCCUGGGGGGGGAAGAAGGGGCUUCUAACCUAGGGGCACGUCCCCAGUGGCAGACAGGGGGCCAGCCAACAAAUCACACUGUGUCCUGGCCUGUAUCCUCUCGGACGGAGCACAGACCCCUCCCCCGUGCCAAAGCUCUCCCCUCAGCACUUUUCACAAGAAACUGUGACAGGAAGACCUACUUCCUGUCGUCACCAAGCACCGUCUCCAAAUCCCAUUGUACUGGCCGUUUGUCAUACAAGGUCUUUGUCACAUCCAGGCGUCAUGCCGAGGGCACAGAGCAAAAAUAUGAUGAAAGGGGCAGAUAUGUUACAUGGUAGAUUCAGUAUGUUACAUAGUAGAUACAGUAUGUUACAUGGUAGAUACAGUAUGUUACAUGGUAGAUACAGUAUUUUACAUGGUAGAUACAGUAUGUUACAUGGUAGAUACAGUAUGUUACAUGGUAGAUAUAGUAUGUUACAUGGUAGAUACAGUAUGUUACAUGGUAGAUACAGUAUGUUACAUGGUAGAUACAGUAUGUUACAUGGUAGAUACAGUAUGUUACAUGGUAGAUACAGUAUGUUACAUGGUAGAUACAGUAUGUUACAUAGUAGAUACAGUAUGUUACAAGGUAGAUACAGUAUGUUACAUGGUAGAUACAGUAUGUUACAUGGUAGAUACAGUAUGUUACAUGGUAGAUACAGUAUGUUACAUAGUAGAUACAGUAUGUUACAUGGUAGAUACAGUAUGUUACGAUACAGUAUGUUACAAUACAGUAUGUUACAUGUUAGAUACAGUAUGUUACAUGGUAGAUACAGUAUGUUACAUGGUAGAUACAGUAUGUUACAUGGUAGAUACAGUAUGUUACAUGGUAAAUACAGUAUGUUACAUGGUAAAUACAGUAUGUUACAUGUUAGAUACAGUAUGUUACAUGUUAGAUACAGUAUGUUACAUGGUAGAUACAGUAUGUUACAUGGUAGAUACAGUUUGCUUGCUCCUUUAGCUUCUAUCCAAUAACAAACUACUUCCUGCUUAUUCCGUUUACCUUGUCAAACACAUGAUAUAACCAAGAUAAUGAAAAUAAAACAAAAUAUAUACAAUAAAAAUACAAUUAAGUGA